This is a messenger RNA of Durio zibethinus, 330 nucleotides long. The record is from RefSeq and is a predicted model, not a curated record. Lineage: Eukaryota; Viridiplantae; Streptophyta; Magnoliopsida; Malvales; Malvaceae.
AUGAGGUUUAGAUGCAAAGCAAAAGAUUGUGCUGCAAUACUGAAGCCUUUCGGGUUGGUACCUAUCACCUGUUUGGAGCUGGCUAACAUAUGUAGGAAGGUUGGUUUUCCUCCAGAUGUCUUGAAUGUUCUGAUUGGAUUGGGCUUGAAAGUUAUGAUUAUUUUGGCAUAUCAUCCCAAUGUUGACAAGAUUGCCUUUACCAGAAGUAAUACAAUAGGGAGCAUGAUAAUGGAAGCAGCCGCUCAAAUGGUCAAGCCUGUAUCUUUAGAACUCGAUAGGAAAAGCCCAAUCAUUUUGUUUGAGGAUCAAGAAUAUGAAAAGUCACAAUGA